AUGAUCUUAAAAAUUACUCAGUUUGGUUUGAAAAUUGCUUUAUUGUUUUUAAGACUUACAGUAAAAGCCGUGCCACCAGAAUACUGUCUCUAUAAUCUGAACACCAGUGAUUGUCAGGGAACUCCUACACCAGUUUUCUCCUACUACAAACCAGGAUCCAGAUGUGAAAUAGAGAUAUGGAGAGGAUGUCCCACCUACAACAAAUUUGACAAUGAGUAUUUGUGCUCUCAUUAUUGCAUUUACAACUUUUUAAAACCUACUCUUACUACUCCUAUGGUGAGCUAUGAUGGAGCAGAACAGUGUUCGCACACCGUUACUCAAACUUGUAAGUCCGGUCCACAGAACAUUGCAUACACAUUCAACGAAGCGAAACAAGAAUGUCUACCCCUGAUCUGGGGAGAAUGCAAAACACCUAAUAUCUUCAAAGAGAAAGACGAAUGCAUCGACACCUGUCUGGGUGAUUGGAAAAAUGAAGUGCUUAAGCUGACAGAAGAUGAGUUCGAAGAUAUAGACGAAGUUCUGUCGAACUUCAUGACGCCUAACACAACAACUGCGAAAAAAUUAAAAUUAUUGGAUGAAAUUAACUCCACCUCACCAAUAACAACGACCAAGGAAGAAACUACUCUAGAAAUGACUACACCAGUAUCAGUAGUAACUGAAGAAUCAACGACUGAAGAAGUCACAACAGAAGAAGUCACAACUGAAGAAGUAACAACUGAAGAAGUUACAACAGAAGAAGUUACAACAGAAGAAGUUACAACUACGCAGGCAACUACCGAAAAACUUACCACAGAAAUAGAAACAGAAAAACCUACAACAGAAGAAAUCACAACUGAAGUAACUACAGAAGAAUCUACAGUUACAACGACGGUACCAACGAGUACACGAAGAAUUAGAACGAGGGGUACAGAUUAUGUCAGUGAAGUGCAGUUACCAGAUUAA
Molecule: messenger RNA, 942 nt
Organism: Pieris macdunnoughi
Lineage: Eukaryota; Metazoa; Arthropoda; Insecta; Lepidoptera; Pieridae
Source: the annotation of a GenBank genome assembly